This is a messenger RNA of Onthophagus taurus, 3240 nucleotides long. It is a transcript of the gene wit, whose product is annotated as kinase protein wishful thinking. Gene Ontology annotation, molecular function: transforming growth factor beta receptor activity; ATP binding. The record is from RefSeq and is a predicted model, not a curated record. Gene Ontology annotation, biological process: protein phosphorylation; cellular response to growth factor stimulus; BMP signaling pathway. Lineage: Eukaryota; Metazoa; Arthropoda; Insecta; Coleoptera; Scarabaeidae. Gene Ontology annotation, cellular component: plasma membrane; signaling receptor complex.
GGUUGGUUUUUGUAACGUCACGUGACAGCUGUUUGGGGCGCUGAUUGACCGUCGCAGUUCGUGACAGUCCGAUGGCACAAAACAUACUCUACUAAAGAAGUGAAUACAUAUUUAGUUGUGUUAUUUAAAACGGGAUAUUAAAAAGUUUAAUAAACGGCAAAUUUAUUAAAUACGAUUUUUAAAUAAACGUUAAGUCGUUAUCGUAAAUACUUGAAAAAUUAACCUUUCGUGAUAAUAUUUGUAAUGAAUGACGAAAAGUUAAGAGAGUAAAUAGUACAGUUGACACUCGAAGAUUAUAAAUAAACAGCGUUCGUUGGAUUUGCGGAAAACUUAUCGUUUAGAUAAGUUUUGUUGUUUAGUUUUCGAUAUAUAUUAAUUCAGACAACCCUAUGUUUGGUGUGCUGAAAGAUAAAUGGACACCAACUGAAGGUACUGUUUAGGACCAUUGUUUUAUAAAUCAAUAGUGGGGUCACGUUUUUAUUUCUACUUUUCUUUUACGGGUUUUAUACCUUUUCAAAACAUGGUAUAUAAUACGAAAUAACUAAAUAUAUUUUUUUAAAAUGAAAGAAUUAAUCCUGUUGGUGCUGCUGUGCUUAUGGACUAUCGGAGAUUGUUUUGAGUCAAAUAUGAAUCCUCCGCUAAGGGUUUGUGUACAACAUACUGGAUCUGUGUCUAGAGUUGUUGAUGAUGAAGAUAAUUUAAAUAACACUAAUUUAAAUAAUAACAUAGAUGUAUGUCCCAGAGAAUCUAAUCAUUGUUAUACUCUUUGGACGGAAGAUGCUGUUAAUGGUACUCAAAUUAUUAUGGGUCAAGGUUGCUGGAAAGUUGCGAGUAAACCCCACGAUUGUCAACACAAUAAAUGCGUUUCCGACAACCGAAAUUCUCAAGCAUCUCCGCUCCCCAUGACGAAAUUCUGUUGCUGUUCCGGCGACAUGUGCAACGAAAAUUUCACUGCACUUCCAAUUAACACUCAAAACAUCAUCGAGAACCCCCCACCGGAACAAGCGAUUGAUCAAACCUUAAAACCCAUAAUUUGGAUAUCAUCCGGAAUAUUCUCGAUGCUUUCUAUGUUAAUCGUUGCUUCGAUCUACUUAUGCUGGAGUGCCAAAAGAACUCAAAAAGCCGACGUGGAACUUGGCCAACAUUCGCCGCCUUCUUCCCCAGAAUAUUGUUUGGAUAAAUUGGUUUUAGUGAAAAAUAUAGGGCAAGGUCGUUAUGGAAGUGUUUGGCGAGGGGUUACUGAAGACCACGAAGUCGCCGUGAAAGUAUUUCCGGCUCACCAUCGUAAUUAUUUCGUGAAUGAACGGGAAAUGUACAAAGAGGCUAUGAGCCAUGUGGCGUUGUUGAAGUGUUUGGGAGGAGGAGAACGUAUCACUCCAUGUGGAUCUACUGACUACCUCUUAAUUUUAAGCUUAGAAAAAGAGUGCCUACAAGAAUAUCUUAAACGUAAUACUCUCGACUUAAACACUUUAUGCAAAAUGAGUCUUUCAGUAGCUAAAGGACUUGCACAUUUACAUUCAGAUCUUUAUAAAUCGUGUAUUGUACAUAGAGAUCUUAAUUCAAGAAAUAUUUUAGUUAAAUAUGAUUUAUCUUGUUGUAUUUGUGAUUUAGGUUUGGCUGUUAUUCCGCGCAAAACUGAAAAUAAAUCAUUAAGCGAGGCUGGAACUUUACGUUAUAUGGCACCGGAAGUGCUUGAAGGAGCGGUUAAUUUAAGAGAUUGUGAAAGCGCUUUAAAACAAAUCGACGUUUACGCUUUGGGUUUAGUGUUAUGGGAGUUGGGGAUAAGAUGUACUGACAUGCAAUUAACUGAGCCCCCUCCAUAUAAUCCUCCGUUUCAUAAAGAAGCCGGCGAUAAUCCAUCUCUUGAACAAAUGCAAGCGUUGGUUAGUCGAAGAAAAGCUCGACCAUUGUGGCCAACGUCAUGGAAAGAUACUGCGUCAGCUAGAUUGUUGUGUGAAACCGCUGAAGAUUGUUGGGAUCAAGAUGCGGAAGCUCGUUUGACUUCGCUUUGUGUUGUGGAAAGAUUUUUAGAGUUACCAGCGUUAAAAGGAAGGGUGUUACACCCGAUGAGACCUCCAGUUAGUCCUACCCCAUUAAUAAACAAUAACCAUCUUCAUGAACACAGUAUGAAUUUAUCUGUAGGAACUGUAGAAACGCUUCUUUCUCCCUCCGAAGAAAAUUUUAAAAAUUCUAAUCAAUUAGUGGUUUGUUCCUCUCCAAUUCAACCCUACCAAGGAAGAAAUCCUUGCAUGGAAAGGAACUUAUUAACAAGUUCAAUAGAUAGUUUACUUAUUGAUAAGUCGUCAAAACAUUGUACCAGUUCCGAAUCUCAGAAUUUAAUUGCAAACGAUUAUUUAAAUUACCAAGUAAACCAUCGAGCGGCACCGAUUUCAUACGUUCAAAACGCCGUUUAUAGUACAUCCGAGGAAAAAGUAAAUGUUCCGCAAAGAAAAAAACUAAAAUGGUCCAAUAUAAGAAAUUUAUUUAUGAAUAGAGGCGAGAAAAAUCAUUUUACAAUUCGUAAGGACACUCAAGUAAAGGUGGUCCCUUCAAAAUUAACAAAUAGUUUUGGCCAAAAUGGCGUUACAACUUCCUUAUUAAAACGAACGGACACAAAGCGGCCUUCUACUUUACCACUACAACACAACACCGAUACGAAAUGUAAUCAAUCGGGAAUUCGACAAGUUUUAAAAUGCCGCAAAAAUAGUUUAACGAAGCAACGUUCGUUAGAACAAUUCGCGGAAGUUUUUACGUCCACGUCGGAUCUGUCAAGACUAAAAGAUCCUGCUCAAAGAAUUAAAACUCCAGGAGAUGUACCACCUUCUGUUCGUCGGACGAGAGGAAAAGCAGCUAAAGAUUCCGCACGAUUUUCUUUGUACGACGACCGAAUGAUGAGUCAAGGGCAAUGGGGAAGCGCACCAAAUUUGGAACCAGAAGAACAAGCUAAACCAUUACAAAUCAGUGAUAUAUACGAUAGAGAUAGCGUGAGUAGUUUUUAAAGAAAUUAUAAAGAUGUACUUAAAACAAGAAAGUUUGUAGUUAAGAUUUAUGGCUUAGAUUGUGUAAGUGAUGGCGUUUACCAAAGAUUAUUUGUUUUUUUUUUUCUAUUUUAUUUUUUAUUUAUUUGCCUUAAGUUGAACAAAUUGAACAAGAUGUAUUGUUAAACCAAAAAGAUGUUAAUGUAGGAUUUGUUUUGAUUAUUAGUAAUUUGUAAAUAUUUUAAUUAUUUAUACAAUUCAU